AUGAUAGAGAAAUUCGAGCUUACAGGACCCAGAGGGGUCCAUCAGUGCAUUGUUUUCGAACCCCUUGUGACCAGCCUUCUUCAUUUUCAAGCGACAUUGGACCCGAAAAGCCUUCCUGAGGACUUGCUAAAAGGGGCACUUCAGCAGCUACUACUGGCGCUUGAUUAUUUACACUCAGAGGCACACGUCAUACACACUGACAUCCAAGCAAAGAACAUUAUUAUCAGCGCAAACGACGACUCAAUUUUCCGUGAAUGGGAUGAUAGCGAGGCUACUGACCCAACCCCUCGAAAGGUCAAUGACGACUAUACUACCUACUUGUCUCGGCCGUUUCAUCGUAAGAAAGGAUGGAGUGGCUUUGGGAUGCCACUGCUUUCAGACUUUGGAGAAGCUCGCAUCGGGGAGGUACACGAUGGAUUGGUGCAGCCCGAUAUCUACCGCGCUCCCGAGGUGAUUCUUGGGAUGAGUUGGACGGCAAAAGUUGAUAUAUGGAACGUUGGAGUCCUGAUCUGGGAUCUCUUUGAAGAUCAUCAUCUAUUCGAUGGCAGGGGCCCGGAUGGUCAUCAGUCUGAUGCGCAACUUCUCGCCGAAAUGGUAGCAAUGCUCGGCCCUCCACCUGCUAAGUUUCUUCACAAAUCUUCCCAGAGUCAAAAAUACUGGGACACCUUAGGUGAUGUUUCACUACCCAAUGCUUCGCUGUCUUAG
Messenger RNA from Aspergillus mulundensis, 705 nucleotides. RefSeq names its product putative protein kinase. Lineage: Eukaryota; Fungi; Ascomycota; Eurotiomycetes; Eurotiales; Aspergillaceae. Gene Ontology annotation, molecular function: ATP binding; protein kinase activity. The coding region runs from base 1 to 705 and encodes 234 amino acids. Gene Ontology annotation, biological process: protein phosphorylation; regulation of mRNA processing; spliceosomal complex assembly. The transcript is spliced from 3 exons. The record is from RefSeq and is a predicted model, not a curated record.